Messenger RNA from Blastomyces dermatitidis ER-3, 240 nucleotides. RefSeq names its product cytochrome c oxidase assembly protein subunit 17. The record is from RefSeq and is a predicted model, not a curated record. The coding region runs from base 1 to 240 and encodes 79 amino acids. Gene Ontology annotation, molecular function: copper ion binding; copper chaperone activity. Gene Ontology annotation, biological process: mitochondrial respiratory chain complex IV assembly. NCBI's taxonomy places the organism in Eukaryota, Fungi, Ascomycota, Eurotiomycetes, Onygenales, Ajellomycetaceae. The transcript is spliced from 3 exons. Gene Ontology annotation, cellular component: mitochondrial intermembrane space.
AUGUCGUCCACCUCCGCCUCGUCCAUUUCCAUUGGGUCCUCCGCAGCCCUCAACUCCUCCACAUCUACUUCCGCAGAAUCAUCCUCAAAACCCAAGCCAUGCUGCGUAUGCAAAGACGAAAAAGCCUCCCGUGACGACUGCAUGCUCUUCUCCAAAUCAGACGACCCCGCGGAACAAGAAUGUCGACCGCUCGUCGAGCAGUAUAAGAGCUGCAUGGCUGGGUUUGGGUUUAAGAUUUAA